AUGCAUUUGCCCUCGCUUCUUUCGCUGGCCACACUACUGGUGGCAAGCUUGAAUGGCGCUCAAGCCAAAACGCACACAGCCAAGGUGUAUAAGAACAAGGUCAAUGCUGAUGACGCGGAGUUCCUGGUGUUCAAAAGCGCAAGAGAACUUGGAGACAAGUACUUGAAGCAAUUUUCGUCUGCUUAUCCUGAAGCCAAUCUAGCAGCAGCCGACUUUCAAACGCAUUUUGGCGUUCCUGAUGUUGACGAGGAUACAAUGGUCUCUUUGGAUAGCCAUGACGUUCCCUUGUCGAACUACCUCAACGCACAGUAUUUCACCGAUAUAACGCUUGGAACACCUCCACAGAGCUUUAAGGUCAUUUUGGACACAGGUUCGUCGAACCUGUGGGUGCCAGGUGCUGAAUGUGGCUCGUUGGCGUGUUUCUUGCACUCCAAGUACGAUCAUGAGUCCUCCUCCUCGUACAAAGCGAACGGCACCGAGUUUGCCAUCCAAUACGGUACCGGGUCCUUGGAAGGUUACAUUUCCCAGGAUACGUUGAGUAUUGGUGACCUGACAAUCCCCAAGCAGGAUUUCGCAGAGGCCACCUCUGAACCCGGUCUCACUUUUGCUUUUGGCAAGUUUGACGGUAUCCUAGGUCUUGGCUACGACACUAUUGCCGUCAAGAAAGUGGUUCCUCCUAUCUACAAGGCGAUCGAACAGAAAUUGUUGGACGAGCCAAGAUUUGCCUUUUACCUCAACGAUGCUGACAGCGCUGAGGAAUCUGUGGGUGAAGUCUCAUUUGGUGGCAUUGACAAAUCCAAGUACAAGGGUGACAUCACGUGGCUGCCUGUUCGUCGUAAGGCGUACUGGGAAGUCAAGUUUGACGGUAUCGGACUUGGCGACGAGUAUGCUGAGUUGCAAAACACCGGUGCUGCUAUCGACACAGGAACUUCUUUGAUUGCCUUGCCCUCUGGUCUUGCUGAAGUCUUGAACUCGGAAAUUGGCGCCAAGAAGGGCUGGACCGGCCAAUACACCGUCGACUGUGAGACUAGGGACCAAUUGCCAGACUUGACCUUCACUUUCAACGGUCACAACUUCACCAUCUCCGCCUAUGACUACACUCUGGAAGUGUCAGGCUCUUGUAUCUCUGCGUUCACCCCAAUGGACUUCCCAGAGCCCGUGGGGCCUCUGGCCAUCAUUGGUGACGCCUUUUUGCGCAAAUUCUACUCGGUUUACGACUUGGGCAACAAUGCUGUUGGUUUGGCUCAAGCUGUUUGA
Lachancea sp. 'fantastica' is the source of this 1257-nucleotide messenger RNA. The record is from the annotation of a GenBank genome assembly. NCBI's taxonomy places the organism in Eukaryota, Fungi, Ascomycota, Saccharomycetes, Saccharomycetales, Saccharomycetaceae.